Suncus etruscus (white-toothed pygmy shrew) is the source of this 1699-nucleotide messenger RNA. RefSeq names its product leucine rich repeat containing 42 (gene LRRC42). The record is from RefSeq and is a predicted model, not a curated record. Lineage: Eukaryota; Metazoa; Chordata; Mammalia; Eulipotyphla; Soricidae. Gene Ontology annotation, molecular function: protein binding. The transcript has 8 exons. The coding region runs from base 193 to 1476 and encodes 427 amino acids.
GCGGUCUCCCGGCGCCGGGUCGCCCCCAGUCCCCGCCCUCCUCGCUCGCUCCCUCGCUCCCCAUCUCGCUCCUUCCCCUCUUUAGCUUUGUGCCGCGGGGUGCAGCGCCGCUUCACCCCCCCAGCCCCACCGCCCACCCCUCUCGCUCGCUCGCUCGCUACCCCGGGCUGGGGUACAGUAGCAACCAAAGCAAUGUCUUACUACCUCAACUCCGCAAACCACCUAGACCCAGGACCCAUCUAUGUGAGAGAAAAUGGGCAGUUGCACAUGGUCAAUCUGGCCUUGGACGGCGUCAGGAGUAGCCUGCAGAAGCCAAGGCCCUUCAGACUGUUUCCCAAAGGCUUUUCUGUGGAGCUUUGCAUGAACAGGGAAGAUGAUACUGCCCAGAAAGAGAAGACUGAUCAUUUCAUCUUCACAUACACCCGGGAGGGGAAUCUCCGCUACUCCGCCAAAUCCCUCUUCAGCCUCGUCCUGGGUUUCAUCUCUGACAAUGUAGAUCACAUUGAUUCCCUUAUUGGCUUCCCUGAGCAGAUUGCAGAAAAGCUGUUCUCUGCUGCUGAAGCCAGACAGAAGUUCACAGAGCCAGGUGCAGGGCUGAGGGCUUUGCAAAAAUUCACUGAAGCCUAUGGAAGUCUGGUGCUUUGCUCCUUGUGUUUGCGAAACAGAUACCUGGUAAUUUCAGAAAAACUUGAGGAGAUUAAGUCUUUCCGGGAACUGACCUGCCUGGAUCUUUCCUGUUGUAAACUUGGAGAUGAACAUGAACUUCUAGAACAUCUCACCAAUGAGGCCCUAUCUAGUGUAACUCAGCUCCACCUGAAGGAUAAUUGUUUAUCUGAUGCCGGCAUUCGAAAAAUGACAGCACCAGUUCGAGUCAUGAAAAGAGGCCUUGAAAAUCUAACACUAUUAGACCUAUCUUGUAACCCUGAGAUCACAGAUGCAGGAAUUGGAUACCUCUUUUCUUUCAGAAAACUAAACUGCUUAGAUAUUUCUGGGACAGGGCUCAAGGAUGUGAAAGCUGUCAAGCACAAGCUCCAGACCCACAUAGGCCUUGUUCACUCCAAAGUGCCUCUGAAGGAGUUUGAUCACAGUAACUGCAAGACAGAGGGCUGGGCUGACCAGAUUGUACGGCAGUGGGAGCGUCUGACUUCAGAAGCUGUGAAGCCACGGGAAACGACAGAGGCCCGAAAGGCAGCUCAGCACUUUUACGGCACGCGGACUCGAACCGAGGCCCCAGUGAAGUGUCCCCUGGCAGACUCCCUCGUGAAUUCUGUUGAGAAGCUCCAGUUCUAUAAAGAGAAGGCCCCAGACUGCCAUGGGCCAGUGUUGAAAUAUGAAGAAGUCUCCAGCCAGGAGCCCAAGAAGGGCAAGAAGAGAGCUUUCGAGCAGCCAGAGAAGGAGAGUGACUCUCCCCCAGCUUCAAAACAGAACUGCGUGUGUCUGGCUGUGGAAGACUGGGACUUGUUAAACUCCUAUUGAUUGGCAGGUGGAAACCGACCUUUCUUCUCCCCCAACUCUACUGUACGAGGAAAGUUUCGGCACUGAUAAUGUUUUCCUUUUUGUUUGGAUUUACCUAUGGCAUUAGCCUAGCAAGCAGAUAUUUCUACUUUUGUGGUGGGGGAGGGAGACGUAUGUAAUAAUUUCUGAUGUAUAUUUUCAAUACAUAGUAAUUUUUUCAAAUAAAUGUUUUUGCUGUCCUUAA